Molecule: messenger RNA, 1970 nt
Organism: Biomphalaria glabrata
Lineage: Eukaryota; Metazoa; Mollusca; Gastropoda; Planorbidae
Product: S-adenosylmethionine synthase-like
Exons: 8
Coding region: 167-1372 (401 amino acids)
Biological process (GO): S-adenosylmethionine biosynthetic process
Cellular component (GO): cytosol
Molecular function (GO): ATP binding; methionine adenosyltransferase activity
Source: RefSeq, a predicted model, not a curated record
CACAAGAGAGUCAACGUUUGGAUUGUUUGGUUUCUUAUAAAGUUAUUUGCUUGUAGACUUCGACUUCUUACUCUGAAUUUGAUUUUCGUUGAAAGUUAUCAUUUACUUUUAUAUUUAGACUCUAUAGAUACAUUUCUAGACUAAACUAAAGUAGAUCUAGAUCUAAAUGGCCCAUGAUAAAAAUGAAAAUUUUGCCGGACAAUUUUCAAGAGACGAGGAUACAUUUUUAUUUACCUCAGAAUCUGUCGGUGAAGGGCAUCCUGAUAAAAUUUGCGAUCAAGUGAGUGAUGCUAUUUUGGAUGCUGUCUUAGCGAAGGAUCCUUAUGCUAGAGUUUCUUGUCAGUGUGCCGCCAAAACUGGUAUGAUUUUUGUCUGUGGUGAUGUGGCAUCUAAGGCACAGAUUGAUUAUCAGAAAAUUGUUCGAGAGACCAUCAAAAAUAUAGGUUAUGAUUCAAGCUCAAAAGGUUUUGAUUACAAAACUUGCAAUGUUCUGCUGUCUGUGGAAGAACCAGAAGCACUGUCAUUGACUAGCCAUUUCUACCAUGAACCUGACAGUAUACAAAAUGAAAAUGACCCAGCAGGUGACCAGGGUCUGAUGUUUGGUUAUGCAACUGAUGAAACUGAAGAGUGCAUGCCCCUGACCAUCUUAUUAUCACACCAGCUGAAUGCUAGAAUGGCUAGCCUACGUAAAAAUGAACAGCUACCUUGGGCAAGACCUGACUCUAAGACACAGGUGACAGUAGAGUACAAGUUUGAGAAAGGGGCUGCAAUUCCCAAGCGUGUCCAUACCGUGGUGAUUUCUGUCCAGCAUGAUGAGCAUGUCACCAUGGAGCAGCUCAGAAGGGAUCUAAUGGAGAAAGUGAUAAGGCCUGUGAUUCCACCUCAAUACUUAGACCAGGACACAGUUUACCAUCUUCAGCCUUCUGGUAGAUUUAUUAUUGGAGGACCACAAGGUGAUGCUGGACUGACUGGAAGAAAGAUUAUUGUGGACACGUAUGGUGGAUGGGGGGCUCAUGGAGGUGGUGCUCUGUCUGGAAAAGAUGGAGCCAAAAUUGAUAGGUGUGGCUCUUAUGCUGCUAGAUGGGUGGCUAAGUCAUUGGUAAAAGCUGGACUGUGUAGGAGAGUUAUGGUGCAGAUUGCUUAUGCUGUGGGUGUUCCCGAGCCACUGUCCAUCACUGUCUUUAGUUUUGGCACUUCCAAGAAAAGUGAAGCAGAGCUGCUACAGAUUGUCAAAAGUAACUUUGACUUACGCCCUGGAAAGAUAGUGAAUGACUUGAAUCUACGCAGGCCAAUCUUUAAACAAACUGCUUGCUAUGGACAUUUUGGUAGAGAUGAGCUACCAUGGGAGAAAGAAAGAGACUUGAUUUUUUAAGGCCAAUUUUCAUUAGCUAUCAAAUAUUACUUUGAUUGAUGUGAGGCUGAUUUUUUUCUUUCUCUUCUAAAUGACAACAUUUUGUUUUAUCAUCAGAGUAAAAACGAGGCUUGAUGAGAUUUUGUUUUUUUAAUGAGAAAAUAUACAAUGCUCAAAUUUUCAUCUAUUCUAUAUGUUUGCAUCAACUUUAUUUAAUCAAAUCAAUAUUUAGUACAAUGUACUCUUAUUCUUAUGUUUUGAUAUUUAUAGUGUUACAAAGUUCUUUUAGUUUCAGUUUGUUGUUCUGCACAUAAAACAUUUGAGUUUUCAAUUGUUCCUAGUUCUGGGAGUUGACACAAGGGAUUUCAUUACUAUUAAAUAUUGAAGGUUUUUUUUUUUCUAAAGAAAACACAAUAUUGCAAUGUUGGUUUAGGUGAGAUAAGUGGCAGGUGCUUUUAGCCAGUGGUCCAAUGAUCUAGAUUUGAUUGUGUAUAAGAUCUACGUGUAUAUUUAUUUAAGGCUACUCAGGGUAACAAAACAACGACUAAAAUUUUGGACAGUAAUUGAAGCACUUAAGUUGCAUUUAAGAGACAGAACUCCAAAUGGUCAUUUUUUUUUU